This is a messenger RNA of Purpureocillium lilacinum, 5811 nucleotides long. Lineage: Eukaryota; Fungi; Ascomycota; Sordariomycetes; Hypocreales; Ophiocordycipitaceae. The record is from RefSeq and is a predicted model, not a curated record.
AUGGCCGCGGCCGAGGUUUCGAGGUUCACCGCAAGCUUCAGCGGAAGCGAUCCCGCCACCUUCGAGACCAGACACUCGACGACUGGAUGGGAUAAGAGAUGGCUGCGGGCUCAAUUGAGCCUCAUUUCAUGCGCCUGGGUUUUGAAGAGAAGGCAUUCCGAGGGCCGCUCAACCACCAUCUCGGUGCGAUGGCGAAAUGGUGAGCCUCUGUACGCUCCAGAUUGCUCGCCAGCAUGGUCACGGCGACUACCCGUCGGGAACGAGACUACCCACGACCACAUAUCAGAUCCAGCCGAGACCGAUUCCGCGGCACGUCAGCGAACGCCCGGGACAUCUGAGCAUCUGCUGUUGCCGUUGUCAGACGCCAGCAAGCGCGACAGCUCCGGCUCCAGCAACGGCCUGUUUCGGGACCCUGCGCUGGAUGUUGUGGUCGAUUGGAACUCACAGCAUGGCAUCUACGAGGCUAAGAAGAAGAAGAAGGCGGCUGCGACUUCCAACAAAUUCUUUGACGAAGAUCCUGAGGAGAAGAAGGAUGAGAAUGCCGAAGGAAAUGGUGGCGGUGACCAGGGUGGUGGUGAUGCCGGCGGCGGCGGCGACGCUGGCGACAGCGGAAAUGCCGGAGCAGGUGACGGCAGUGGUGAUGGAAAUGGCGACGACGACAAGGACAAGGGCAACGGCGAUGCCGGUGACGCUAACCCUGAUGACGAAUGGGCAAACUUUACAACAGCCAAGUCCAAGAAGAAGAAGGGGAAGAAGGGCGCAGCUGACCCUGUUGCGGAUACCGCACCUAGCUUGCCAACUGCAGACUUUGGGGGAGAUACGUUCCAUGAGAUCAAGCUCGGUGACGACUCGGGCAAGAUUGACUUAAGUUUCGGCUCGUCAGACAACAAAAACUCGUUCGGCAACUGGGGCACGAAGUGGAACACAGGUGGCACAGACUGGCUGGGUGGGGAAGGGGAGACAGGCACAGCCGAGAAGAAGGACGAUCUCGACUCGAACCCCUGGAGCUUCAGCACCGCAAAGUCUAAGAAGAAGGGCAAGACUACGUUCACGUUCGAUGCCCUGGAGCCGGAGGAGAACGCCGAGCCGGCCGCCAGCACUGAGGCCAAGGACGAUGACUUCGGCUUCACGGUAGCCUCCAAGAAGGAUAAAAAGAAGAAGACGAGUGCCUGGGGCAUGGAGUCAACAGAAGAGACGAAAGAACCUGCCACCGAAACCCAGGAUGCGUCCGAUCCCUGGGGUUGGAGCUCGACGUCAAAGAAGAAGGGCAAGAAGAAUGAGCCUGAGCCGGAACCGGAGCCGGAACCAGCCCCUGAGCCAGCCGCCUCAGCGCCACCACCGGAGGAUGACUGGUUUGCCCCCGUCACUAAGGGCAAGAAAAAGAAGAAGGGGGCUCUUGCGGUAGUCGAGGAUCCGCCUCCAGUUGAGGAACCAAAGCCCGAUCCCGUCCCAGAGAAAAAGGAAGAAGCCGACGACCUCUGGGACACGUGGGGCACCUCGAAAAAGGACAAGAAGAAGAAGAAGGGUGCUGUCCUGGAGGAGCCGCCAGCUGAAGAACCUACCCCCGCCCCUGUCGAACCUGCCGCGGACGAUUUCUGGGGGACAACAGUCACGAAGAAGGGCAAGAAGAAUAAGAACAAGGUAGCAGAACCAGAGCCUGAGCCUGUUCCGGAGCCCGUCCCUGAACCACCAAAGGAGGAAGCCGAGCCCCAGAAGAAAGAGGAUGACAUUUGGGGGUUCUCUACCAAAUCGUCCAAAAAAGACAAGAAGAAGAAGAAGGACCCAUUCUCCUGGGACGACCCUGAACCCGCUCCUGAGCCAGAAGCCGCCGCGCCCGAGCCCGAGCCCGAGCCCGAAAAGAAGGACGACGAUGAUUUCUGGGGCAGCUUUGGCACAACCAAGAAGAGCAAGAAGAAGAAGGCCAAAGAUCCAGAGCCCGAGCCCGAGCCCGUCGAGCAGGCGCCGCCGCCUCCCCCAGAGGAGCCUGAAAAGGAACCUGAAAAGAAAGAAGACGACGACUUCUGGAGCAGCUUCGGGACGUCCAAGAAGGACAAGAAAAAAAAGAAGAAGGGCCUCGUUGAGGAGGUGCCAUCACCGCCAGAGCCUGAACCUGAGCCUGAGCCUCCCGCCCCUGAACCCGAGCCUGAGCCCGAGAAGAAGGACGACGAUGACUUCUGGGGCAGCUUCAGCACCAAGAAAGACAAGAAGAAGAAGAAGAAGGGUGUUGAAGAGGUCAAGGCGGAAGAGCCUCCUGCUCCUGAGCCUGCACCAGAGCCCGAGAAACCUGCAGACGACGCGUGGGAUAUCUGGGGCGGCAGCAAGAAAGACAAGGACAAGAAAAAGAAGAAGGACUCAAUUUUUGCAGACUUGGGUGAACCAACCAAGGAGGAGGAACCCAAGCCUGUAGAAGAGAAGAAGGACGAUGACGACAUUUGGGGCUUGGCCACAUCCAAGAAGGACAAGAAGAAGAAGAAGGGCGGCAUUCUGGACGAUCCACCAAAGGAAGAGGCCAAGCCUGUAGAAGAAAAGAAGAAGGACGAUGACCUUUGGGACUUUGCUUCUUCCAAGAAGGACAAGAAGAAGAAGAAAGGUGACCUUAUCCAGCUUGAUGAGCAAGAGGACAAGAAACCUGCAGAGGACCCUCCGAAGGAACCCAUCGAGGCCACCGGCGACGACGACUUCUUCAGCAGCUGGGGAACCGGUAAAAAGGACAAGAAGAAGAAAGCCGUCGAUGAUUCCUGGAAACCGGACAGCAUCGAGGAGCCCGCCGACGACUUCUGGGGUACAGUCACCAAGAAGAAGAAAGACAAGUCCAAAAACGAGCCAGUGGAAGUUUUGGAUGACAUUACCGGUGAGACAGUCCAGCCCGAUGCAGUAGAGGAGACCAAGGACAGCAAAGGCGAUAACGACGACUGGGCCGAGGCUUCAUCGGCGAAGAAGAAGUCCAAAUCCCGGAAAGAUGCCUUGGCUGAUCUACCUCCCCCCGCCCCAACACCCCCCGCUAUGGAUUUUGCUGAGCCUGAAAACCAAACAGGAGACCCCGACAGCGCCCCGUGGGACGUGCCUUCUACGUCAAAAUCCAAGUCCAAGGAUAAGGAGGCCGACAAGGACAAGGACAAGGAAAAGUCCAAGAAGGAAAAGGAGCCCAAGCUGAGUGAGAAGGAACUCAAGAAGCUCGAGAAGGAGAAGAAGAAGGCCGAAAAGGCCGAGAAGGCCGAGAAGGAGAGGCUCGAGCAGGAGGCCAAGGAGGCCGAAGAGCGCGAGGCCGAAGAGCAGGCCGCACGCGAGGCUGAGGAGAAGGCGCGUCUCGAAGAGGAGGAGAAGGCUCGCAUUGAAGAGGAAGAAAAGGCCCGUGUCGAGGCGGAAGCUGCUGCAGUCAUCCAGGAAGAGGAAGAACUGGCGGCGCUCACGGAGAAGAAGUUCAAGAAGGGCAAGCUGACCAAGAAGGACACGGAAAAAUUCAACAGGCUUACCGAGAAUGCGGCCAAGAGGGCCGAGGAGAAGGCUGCUGCCGAGGCGGAGCAGGCUGCUAAGGAAGCAGAGGAGCAAGCAGCUCGCGAGGCAGAGGAGCACGCGGCACGAGAAGCAGAGGAAGCUGAGGCGGCCAAGAAGUCCAAGAAGAGCUCCAAGUCCAAGGACAAGGACAAGAAGAAGGACAAGAAGUCCAAGGAGCCCGAACCCGAGCCGGUCCCGGAGCCAGAGCCGGAGCCGGAGCUCAAACCCGAGGAGGUCGAGGAGCUCCUCUCCAACAAGGACAAGUCCACCAACGACGCCUUCAGCUUCUGGGGCAUCAGCGGCAGCUCCAAAAAGGCAAAGAAAGUUCUGGAAGAUGCGACGGACGCCAAGGACACGACACCCUUUGGCAAGGCGACUGAUGGCUUUUCGAUGAAAGCGACGACGCGAAAGCCUGUUGGGGGCAAAAUCGCCGACAAGCUCAAGUCGUUUGAGGCUGCGCCCGAGCCGCCGCCUGCGGACCCCGUGCCGCCGCCUCCACCCCCGCCUCCAGCCGCGCCGUUAAAAGAGGACAAGAAGAGCUCCAAGUCCAAGAAGAAGUCCAAGGACGCCGACGACGCCGAGCAGGACAGCGCUUCGUCCAAGAAGAGCCACAAGUCGUCCGAGCUGCCGGGAAGCUUCCCUGCCGACGAGGAAGAGGACGAGUCCCACGCCGUCGUUGUCGACAUGGCCGCAAAGGACAAGAAGAAGAGCAAGAAGAGCAAGUCCAAAUCGGCUGCGGACGACGCGCCGCCGCCGCCGCCGCCGCCGCCACCCGUCCCCGAUGCGCCGCUGACCCCGCCUCCGGAGCCCAAGCCGUCCAAGAAGGAGCGGCCCAAGAUAAAGGAUGACGCCGCCUCGUGGGCGCGGUGGAACGCGGCGCCUCGCAAGGAGGAGCCCAAGUCCUCGUCCAGGCCGAAGACCGAAAGGACGACGUCGAAGCGGUCAGCGGAUAAGUCCUCUUCGAAGGACUCGGGCUCCGACAAGGCGGAGCGUGCAGACAAGGCUGAGAAAACGCCGGGCAAGGUCCGAAUGUCUAGCAUGUUCACAAGCACGCCGCCCAUCUCCCGCUCCAUGUCGACGCGGGAUAAACGGGCGAGCAUAAGCGGAAAGUCGUCGUCGCGUCGCCACUCUGUCGACAUGCACGGCCUGGCAUCACCGCCACCCGAAGAGCUGCCUGAGAUGUCGUCCAAGGCAGCCAAGAUUCUGGGAGUCGACAAGUCCAGCAGCAAGAAGAAAGCUCGCAGGGUAGUCUCUCCAGAUGAGGAUGAUAUCGUCAUGGUCGGCGCGCUGGACCCAGAAACCCCGGCUCCCAAGCGAGACAAGCGGCGUUCAAGGAGGCCCCAGGACGACGACCUCGUCAUGGUGGACGCAGGUGGGCCCUCCGAGACACCCCUGAAGCGGGGACUGUCGGCCUCCAAGAAGUCCGGAUUUGCGGGUCUCUUCAGCGGACUCAUGACACCCAAGUCGGCCCGGGACGCCAACCCCGACAACGAUGCGGUGGCCGUCGACACUGACCGGGACAUCCGCUCGUCGGAUCGCAAGGCCAAGAGAAGCGAUCGUGAUCCGGUCGACCGGGACGAAGCACGGCGUGAACGGCGGCGGAAACGCGAGGACGAAGACGAGGCGCGCAGGCUAGAGGCCAAAGAAGCCCGCCGAGCCGAGAAGCGUGCCGCCCGUCAACGAGAGGACGAGGAGCGCCGCAUCGAUGAGGAGAAAGAGGCCCGACGCGCGGAGCGCCGUCGUCUUCGCAAGGAGAAAGAAGCCGCAGCGGUGGCUGCCGAAAGAGACGAAGCGGAGCGGAGAGCUGCCAAGCAAGAGCGGCGGCGGUCUCAGAUGGUGGAGGGGUCUGAGGACGAGGCGGAACGUCGUCGCAGACGAGAGGCGCGUCGGGCCGCCAAGGCCGAGGAGGGCGGUGAUGUUCAUAGACGACGCAGCAGUCGCAACCCGUACAUGUCGGCUGACGACACGGCGGAGCCUCGCAAGAGGAGCAAGCGCGACAAAAUGGAGGCGUCGGCCUGGCCCCAUUCAGGGACGUCUUCGUGGGUGAAGGAGCACUCGGAUGCGCCGCCACCACCCAAUGACGACGAGCAGGCACGGCGGGAAGCUCGUCGGGCCAAGCGGCGAGCCAAGACGGGCGAUGCGGCAGCGGACGAGAUGGAGGAGCAGCGGAGGCGCCGCAGGCGGGAGGAGCGCGAGCGAGAGAGGCGUGUGGGUGGUGGGUCGGAAGGGAGCGACGAGCGACACCACAGUCGCCGAGGAUCUGCCUUUAUGGACGCGACACCACGAAGCAGCUGGUGGAAGAAGAUUACGGGAUAA